Molecule: messenger RNA, 2111 nt
Organism: Phalaenopsis equestris
Lineage: Eukaryota; Viridiplantae; Streptophyta; Magnoliopsida; Asparagales; Orchidaceae
Product: aldehyde dehydrogenase 22A1
Exons: 14
Coding region: 128-1912 (594 amino acids)
Molecular function (GO): aldehyde dehydrogenase (NAD+) activity
Source: RefSeq, a predicted model, not a curated record
UCACGAAAACUAUUCGGGCAUAAAUUGGCGUUUGUUUUACUUCAGUCAUGCUACCCUCUUAGGCCCUAUAGUGCGUCCAUUCCUCACGGAGCUCCACUUCUCCAUCGAGUUCUCGAGGUCUCUGGUGAUGCUUUUCUGGUGGCCAUUACUCGUCCUCAGCAUCGCUUUUGCGAUCUGCCGCUUUCUGCUCUUGUUGAUUCCGCCCAAUGUCCCCUCCAUUGAGGUCGAUGCAUCCGAUGUAUUGGAGGACGGGAGCCAAACGAAGGAGAAUGGAUACAUUUACAUUCCAAGCAAGGGAAAGCAAGCCCAGAAGGACAAGGUUCAGUGCUACGAGCCUGCAACUAUGAAAUAUUUGGGUUUCUAUCCGGCCGUCACAUCUGAAGAGGUUAAAGUGCAUGUAGCUCAAGCUAGGAAAGCACAGAAGACAUGGGCAAAUAGUAGCUUCAAGCAAAGGCGUCAGUUUUUACGAAUUCUUCUGAAGUACAUAAUUGAACAUCAAGCGCUCAUAUGCGAGGUCUCUUCUCGAGAUACUGGAAAGACAAUGGUAGAUGCGUCCUUGGGAGAAAUAAUGACAACAUGUGAAAAGAUAACAUGGCUUUUGGCGGAGGGUGAGAGAUGGCUGAAGCCUGAAUUCAGAUCUUCUGGGAGAUCAAUGCUGCAUAAGAGAGGGAAAGUAGAAUUUCAUCCCAUAGGUGUGAUUGGAGCAAUUAUUUCUUGGAAUUAUCCGUUUCACAACAUUUUCAAUCCAAUGCUAGCUGCUGUUUUCUCUGGAAAUGCUGUGGUUAUAAAGGUGUCAGAGCAUUCUAGCUGGUCGGGAUGUUUUUAUUUUAGGAUCAUUCAAGUUGCUCUAGUAGCUGUAGGAGCUCCGGAGAAUUUGGUUCAUGUAAUUACUGGGUUUGGAGAAACUGGUCAAGCUCUUGUAUCUUCAGUUGACAAAAUCAUCUUUGUUGGAUCACCUGCUGUGGGUAGGAUGAUCAUGCAAAAGGCUUCAGAGACAUUGAUUCCCGUUACACUCGAGCUUGGUGGCAAGGAUGCGUUUAUUGUGUGUGAAGAUGCUGAUGUACCUCAUGUUGUACAAAUUGCAGUAAGAGGUGCACUCCAAUCUAGUGGUCAAAACUGCGCUGGUGCUGAGAGGUUUUAUGUUCACCGUGACAUAUAUCCAACUUUUGUUGCGCAGAUUGUGAAGCUUGUAAAAUCCGUGACUGUUGGCCCUCCAUCGGGGGGCAAGUAUGAUAUGGGUGCUAUAUGUAUGCAAGAGCAUGCUGACAAGCUUCAAAGUCUAGUAAAUGAUGCCUUGGAGAAAGGUGCUGAAAUUGUAGGCAGAGGAAGCUUUGGAAACCUGGGGGAAGAUGCGGUGGAUCAAUUCUUUCCCCCAACUGUCAUAGUGAAUGCUAACCACACAAUGAAACUGAUGCAAGAAGAGGCUUUUGGGCCUAUAAUCCCUAUUAUGAAGUUUGAUACAGAUGAAGAGGUUAUCAAGCUUGCAAACGAUUCAAACUAUGGUCUUGGCUGUGCUGUAUUUUCUAACAACCGAAAACGUGCUGUUGAUAUAGCUUCUCAGAUACACUGUGGAGUUGUUGCUAUUAAUGAUUUUGCAUCGAAUUACAUGUGUCAGUCAUUGCCAUUUGGCGGAGUAAAACACAGUGGAUUCGGAAGAUUUGCUGGAGUUGAAGGAUUGCGAGCCUGCUGCCUUGUGAAGUCCGUGGUUGAAGAUAGAUGGUGGCCUUAUAUCAGAACAAAGAUACCCAAGCCCAUUCAGUAUCCAAUUUCAGAGAAUGGAUUUGAGUUCCAGGAAUCUCUGGUUGAAGCUCUCUACAGCCUGAAUGUGUGGGAUAGGCUUCGGGCUUUGGUCGGAGUGCUGAAGAUGAUUUCUGAGCAGAACUCUACCUCUCAGACAGAUAAAAGAUCGUAAAAUAUCAUUGUAAUAAUGAUGUUUCUGCUGCGUAUAUGUUUUUAAAUCUUCGCCUGAUAACAGCUUGCUAUCGUGAUUUUCCCAUUGAGCAUCAAAAAGAAGCUGUUGCAUCUUUCUUCUUCUUGAUGAUUAUUGAAUCAUAGAAACAAAUGAUUACUGUGCGAUGGUCUAUUUUCUGUUUUUUUUUUUUUUUUUUUUU